CGAGAUGUCAAAGAAAAUGGCGGUCGGAAAUACGCCAAAUUAUUGAUGGGACCACGUGUUCAAAUUGUAACAAUAAACCAUCCUAAUUUGGAAUUCUCCACAAUAAAAACAAACAUGGCGUCUUCUGCAUCGGUUGUACCUUUGAAAAGAAGGAAAGUGAAUGCCGAAGAUGCCUUUUGUGACAAGUUUUUGAAACUUGAAGAUGACCUUUGUAAAAAUUUAUCGCCGCUUGAGUUUUCUUCUCCAAUAACGCACGUGUAUAACCCGCUUGAAUAUGCCAGAGAAACACAUGAAGACUAUGUCAAGAAAUACUGCAAAGCUGGGCAAAAAGUGCUCUUUUUGGGAAUGAAUCCUGGUCCGUUUGGAAUGGCUCAGAACGGGGUACCUUUUGGAGAUACCAAACAUGUCAUUGACUGGCUUAAAAUAAAAGGUAGUGUGAAGAAACCAUUUAAAGAGCAUCCUAAAAGACUUAUACAUGGACUUCACUGUACAAGGGCAGAAGUUAGUGGUAGCCGACUUUGGGGUUUCUUUCAAGAACACUGCAAAACACCAGAGACAUUUUUUGCGAAUUGUUUCAUUCACAACUAUUGCCCACUAGUGUUUAUGAAAUCAAGUGGUAAGAAUGUGACACCUCCUCAGCUGCUUAGGAAAGAAAGAGAGACUUUAUUGGAGCUCUGUGAUAAAUCUCUGGCAGAUGUCGUGAAGUUGAUGGAUGUAAAAAUUGUUGUUGGGGUUGGGAAAUUUGCAGAGGAAAGAGCUCGGAAGGCUUUAAAAGACAAUAAUGUUGAAAUUUAUUCAAUUAUGCAUCCCAGUCCAGCAAGCCCUGCUGCAAAUAGCGGGUGGGACAAAAUUGCUUUAACACAACUCAGAGACCUUGAUCUUAUGUGUUAUAUCAAAAAUGAACAUUAAAAUCCAGCUUUGUCCUGAUAAUUAACCCUCUGGGUAGUAUUCUUUGUAACAAUGUCAAUUAUUGUAACUUGAAAUACGCUACCCACUCACCUGGAUCUACCUAAACCCUCUCAAUACCAAGAUUUCGUUAGUAAUUCUUCUUUCUGUCUGCCAUACAAUUCUUAUGAUGUUACUUUAGAGAAUUUGGCAUUGUAUCAACUGAUUGUUUCACUUCUAAAAUGGCAAACAGCUGUUGACUUUGAUCCGACCAAACUCUACCGCUCAUUUUGUUAAGAAAGUAAUUCAUUAUGACCAACAACAGUCCUUUUCAGGACUGGUCUCGCCCGAAGGAGUAUACAACACAACUCAACUGUUCUUCCCUCACUCAAACCAGUAACUGCUCAGUAAAUAAAUAAACAUAUGGUGUGGUUUUUCACCUUACUUUAUUUUUUUACUAUGAAACUCAAUAGAACGAUAAUUUUGGUGACUACAGAAGAACAUAUUUCCUAUUCUACAUGUUAAAAUAUCUUUUAAUUGAUUCUAUUUCCAUUGAAACUACCAUAACUCAGCCAACAAGAUAUCCACUAGGGCAAGAUUAAUAUUGUUAUUCACUUUGUUACCCAAAGAACACAGAGUUUUAGCAUGCAGGUUGAGUGACUAAAGGUAGCACAAAAUCAAUGUUAAAAAAUGAAAAAAGACUUAGCUGGAGACAGUUUCUUAACAUGUCUAAUGAUUUUUUCUUUUAACAUUCAACUAUAACUGUAGUUGAAGAUGAAAUAUUAUCUGGAAACAAAAAGUUCUUACAAAUGUAAAUUAAAAAUUUGAUUCGUAAUCAGUAUGUUAACAUUUUACCCAUCUAAAAACCAAAAAAUUACAAAGGUACCAUGAAAAAAUUACCAGUAAUGCUGAUUAUUUUAGUUCUGGUAAAAUGAUUGGUUACGUACAAAUCAAAGGUGUUGAUACCUAUAUAUUAAUAUAAAUUUUUAUAAUUUCAUACAUAAGAGAAACUGUACAGUGACAUUAUAAACAAUUGGCAAUUUCUUUUAUGUUGAAAACAAACCAUAACCCUGCCUUUCUCCCUUCCUAACCCAUGAACCAACUUAACACAAGGCUUCAAAGAUGCUUCUAGUAAGGCAUGCACGGAAUCUGAUUAAGUGACAUUGAAAGUGCCUGUAACCUGUAAAGUACAAUUUUCACAACAUAAUAAUUAGAAUUCCCCUCUUCAGUCUCUAACAAGUAAUUUUAUCUUUAAAUAAAUUUACAUUAAAACAUUGCAUUGUCUCUCCUUUCAAAGUUUCUUUUGAUUCAUUUACCCUUACCAUUUGUAUGAGAAAUAAUAUCUGAACUUUUUUGCUGAUUAGGCAAAUUCAUGUGCAUCUAAAAGAACUAAAAUUGGGCCUGUUGAGGAUUGGAGUGGUCUCUGAUUAAUGCAAGUAGCAAGGCUUCUUACUAUUAUAAUAAUAAUUAUUUUUAUACUUAUUGCAAUAUAUUAUUUGCUAAUUAUUUAUUUUAUUAAAGUUAUGUGAAGUAAACUUUGUGAUUACUUUAAAGUUUGCUGAACUUAUAUUUGCAAAAUCUUUGUAAUAUCACUACCUUUUACACUACCUUCCAUAUAUUAUAUUUAAGAGCUCUUAAUAACUAUAUUUACCAUCACAACAUAGUAUUCCUUAUAUGCAAAAAAUGUUGGAAAACUUUUAAUUAUAACUGCAGACUUAUUAGGUGAAUGAUCCUGAUAAAAUAUUUUUUAAUGUUGUCUGUUUAAAAGCAUUGCUAGAGCACCUAAUUUUCAAGUAGUAAGGCCAAUUACUUGAGUGCCAACUUGUAAAUUUGGCUUGAGACUGAGAAACUUUAAAAUGCUUCUAUUAAAUAUGUUCAUCAGGAA
This is a messenger RNA of Stylophora pistillata, 2770 nucleotides long. Its product is annotated as single-strand selective monofunctional uracil DNA glycosylase. Gene Ontology annotation, biological process: base-excision repair. NCBI's taxonomy places the organism in Eukaryota, Metazoa, Cnidaria, Anthozoa, Scleractinia, Pocilloporidae. The record is from RefSeq and is a predicted model, not a curated record. Gene Ontology annotation, molecular function: single-strand selective uracil DNA N-glycosylase activity; oxidized pyrimidine nucleobase lesion DNA N-glycosylase activity.